Molecule: messenger RNA, 1877 nt
Organism: Magnolia sinica
Lineage: Eukaryota; Viridiplantae; Streptophyta; Magnoliopsida; Magnoliales; Magnoliaceae
Product: NAD-capped RNA hydrolase DXO1
Exons: 13
Coding region: 125-1636 (503 amino acids)
Biological process (GO): nuclear-transcribed mRNA catabolic process; NAD-cap decapping
Cellular component (GO): cytosol; nucleus
Molecular function (GO): mRNA 5'-diphosphatase activity
Source: RefSeq, a predicted model, not a curated record
AUCAUCCGACUCACCGAUUCAGCUCCCCCGAGUAGAAAUCUUCCUGUUCUGACACAGAACGAGCUCAAUCGAAUCAGAUUUCUCUCUCUUCUCCGAUCGUAGAUUUUCUCCUCGAAAAGAGACGAUGGAUUUCUCUGAGCAAGAUGUUGAUGUUUUUGGAGAAGAUUUCGAGCAGGGAGAAGAGCAGCAGCAGCAGCAAGGCAAGGAAGAAGAGGACAGCCAGGAAUCCUCAUCGUCUUCCUCAUCCUCUUCCUCUAAUGGCAGUGAUGCAGAGAGCAGUAGUGGGAGCGGCAGCGCCAGCAGCAGCGAUAGGGAAGACGACGACGAAGUCGAUGGAGAAAAGGGAAGCGGGUCCGAUGAGAAAGAUCUUUUCGGGUCCGAUAACGAAGAGUAUUCCAGAAUGGCGGCUUUCAGCCCUUUCCCAGUUCCUGUGUUGCCUGCUAUUCGAAAUACUAACAACCCGGGUAGAGGAAAUUUCGGACGCGGUCGUUGGGGGUCUGGGUAUCCAAAUGAUAGAGGAUUUGGCCCACCUCUCCUCCCACGGCCUGGAGGUUAUAAUCAACGGCAGAACUAUGGUUAUGGUUCUAAAUUUUCACAUGCUAAUGGGCGCAAUGACCCUCGUUUUGUUUCGGAGUUAAAGCUUUCGAAGAGUGAAGAAACUUUAUCUCGGAAACAAAUUCAAUUCCAAAAGCCCUUGGAACUUGCAUGCUACAGUCGCAUUGAAGGUGGAGAUGUUUCUUUUGAUGAUCGUAGCUUGAGACUUUUUAGGCGCCAUGUUGGUGAAUAUGUCGGUGCUGAUCUAAAUGAAGGGUUUGAGACAUUUGUUGAGAAAAAAGACUUAGGUAGUCAGGGAUUUGGUGAUCUUCUCGCUUGCAUAAGAAACAAAAAUAUUCCACUGCAGAAUAUUCAUUUCGUGACUUUCCGCAACAACCUUAAUAAGAUAAUGGCUACUGCAUACAUCAAACAUGAGCCAUGGGAAAUGGGGGUGCAUAAGAGAAACGGGGUUGUUUACCUUGAUGUGCAUAAACUCCCUGAAAGGCCACAAAGUGAUCUAGAUCGUCGAAGGUGCUUUUGGGGAUACUCUUUUGAGAAUCUUGCCACUGAGGACUCCGGGAGCACUGAUGCAGACGGGCUACAUCACAUUGAUGCAAAUGUUGAAUACUGUUCCGUGAUUAAAACCAAAUUAGGUGCUCAUCGUAUUAUUAUGGGUGCUGAGAUGGACUGCUGUGAUUCGACUGAUGAUGGGAGGAGGUUCUAUGUGGAGUUGAAAACAAGUCGUGAGUUGGAUUAUCAUACGGAGGAAAGAUUUGAAAGAGAGAAACUGCUGAAAUUCUGGAUACAGUCAUUUCUAGCCGAUGUCCCAUUCAUCGUUGUUGGAUUCAGGGAUGAUGCAGGUCGAUUAGUCCGUACAGAGAGACUAAGAACCAAAGACAUAACUCAGAGGGUAAAGAUGAAGAACUAUUGGCAGGGAGGAGUAUGCCUGGCAUUUGCGGAUGAGGUCUUGUGCUGGCUGUACGGAACAGUCAAAGAGAAUGAAGACUACAUCCUGCAGUUUGGCCCGCCUUUCCUUCGAUUGGAGCUACUGCAGGCCUCAUCAUGCCCAGAUGUUAUCACCAGUCAUAUGGAGGUACUGUAAGCACAUAGGCGGUCUUCCCCUCAAAGGCGUCGUGCUUAGAGAAUUACACAACAGUUGAUAGUAAUUAAAGCUGGAUGCGCAAAUACCAGCUGUGCAGAGGAUCCUGUCUGAACGGUUUCUUCUGAUAUCUAUCCACUACCCGAGAUCAAUUUUUUUUUUUGGGGUGGUGGUAAUGAAAUUCUGUGAUUUACCAGUGGAAACAUACAGAUGCAGAGGUUGAUCUUGAAGAUUUAUUUGGUGA